Messenger RNA from Perca flavescens (yellow perch), 4280 nucleotides. It is a transcript of the gene git2b, whose product is annotated as G protein-coupled receptor kinase interacting ArfGAP 2b. Bases 171 to 2390 code for a protein of 739 amino acids. The transcript is spliced from 21 exons. NCBI's taxonomy places the organism in Eukaryota, Metazoa, Chordata, Actinopteri, Perciformes, Percidae. Gene Ontology annotation, biological process: synaptic vesicle recycling; regulation of ARF protein signal transduction; regulation of G protein-coupled receptor signaling pathway. Gene Ontology annotation, molecular function: small GTPase binding; GTPase activator activity. Gene Ontology annotation, cellular component: synapse. The record is from RefSeq and is a predicted model, not a curated record.
ACACUGCUUUGUUCAACAGUAGGAGGGGGGGGGCGCAAACGAGCACAGUUUGCCUGCUAUAAUCGGUGAAUAGAAUCUGCUAGGGCGGGCAGUCCCGUUUUAUCUCUGUCUAGUCGUGUUGUAACGUAUCUUUCAAAUAUUUGUCUUUCCUGUAGGAUUUCUAUCAAGGGAUGUCAAAGCGAGUACGAAGCAGAGAGGUCUGCGCUGAUUGCAGUGCUCCGGAGCCACGCUGGGCCUCUGUUAACAGGGGUGUGAUGAUCUGCGAUGAGUGCUGCAGCAUCCAUCGAGGUCUGGGGCGACACAGCUCUCAAGUCCGACAUCUGACACAUUGUCCAUGGCCACCCACCCAGAUACAGAUGGUCCAGACACUGUAUGGCAAUGGAGCUAAUUCCAUAUGGGAGCAUAGCCUCCUGGACCCUUCCUCUUCAGUAAGUGGGAAGCGCAAAGCCAACCCCCAGGACAGAGUUCAUCCCAACAAGACAGAGUUCAUCAAGGCCAAAUAUCAGAUGUUGGUGUACGUCCAUCGGAUGCCGUGUCGGGAGGAUGACAGUGUAACAGCAAAAGACCUCAGCAAGCAACUCCACUCCAGUGUCCGGACUGGAAACCUGGAGACCUGCCUAAGACUCCUAUCUUUGGGAGCACAAGCCAACUUUUUCCAUCCCGAGAAAGGAAACACCCCACUACACAUAGCAGCAAAAGCAGGACAAAUGUUACAAGCAGAACUGUUGGCAGUUUAUGGAGCUGAUCCCGGGGCUCUGGAUUCCAGUGGAAAGACCCCCAUCGAUUAUGCAAGACAAGCUGGGCAUCAGGAGCUGGCAGAGAGGCUAGUGGAGAUACAGUAUGAACUCACUGACCGGUUAACAUUUUACCUUUGUGGAAGAAGACCAGAUCACAGAAACGGGCAGCACUUCAUCAUUCCACAGAUGGCAGACAGGAAUAACAGCCUGGAUUUGUCAGAGUUUGCAAAAGCCGCAAAGAAGAAGCUCCAGUCGCUAAGUAACCAUCAGUUUGAAGAACUUGCCAUGGAUGUUUAUGAUGAAGUUGACAGAAGAGAAACAGAUGCAGUGUGGUUGGCCACUCAGAACCACAGCACACUUGUAACGGACACCACAGUUGUGCCUUUUCUGCCGGUCAAUCCAGAGUACUCAUCUACCAGAAACCAGGGUCGUCAAAAAUUGGCAAGGUUUAGUGCUAAUGAAUUUGCCACCCUGGUUAUUGAUAUUCUAACUGAUGCUAAACGACGGCAGUGGGGUAAUUCCUGCGACAGUCCCAAAGAGAGUGUAGAGCUGAUCCUUCAAGGAAUAGACAGUCGCCAUAACAGUGAGAGCCAAGACAAUGACCAGCCCGAUUAUGACAGUGUGGCAUCCGAUGAAGAUCCAGUGUUGGAAGCCACCUGUGGUGACAGCUGCAAUGAUGGAAGGACCAAGAGCUCGGAGUCCUCUGACCUCUCUGAUGGACCAAUAACAGUACAGGAAUUUAUGGAGGUGAAGAGCGCCCUAACUGCAUCAGAAGCCAAAAUACAACAGCUUCUUAAAGUCAACUGUCACCUCAGUGAAGAGCUGCGUAGCAUGCAGAGCAAGCUCAACUCCCUGCAGACUGAAAACACAACACUGCGAUGGCAAGCCCCCAGCGGACAACAACAGCUCCAGGGGCCCUUUGGUCGACACCCACCCCGCGGAGGUCGCGCCAUGUCCAUGUAUGAGACGGGCUCUUCUCCAAGGCAGUACCCCCACCGGGGGGAAACGGCUCGGCAUGAGGAUGGAGUCAUUUUACAACCCUUUCCAACCAAUAUUGGGAGGGGUCCUUUGGGGACGGCUGCUUCCUCCCUCCCUACCUUCCCCUCUUCCCUGUCCUGGUCGUGGGAUGAGCAAUCUCGAAGGGGCUGCAGUCUGGAAGGACAGAGUAUCAUGCUGGAGAAUGAUUAUGACUCUACGCCCAACCACUCUGAACUGGAGGAGACUGGCCUUCUUCCAGCCUCUGAAGCUGUGGAGCCAGGGGAGGAGGGGGGGGAAGAUGCCACUCUGCCAUGCACAGAGGAUGUCAUCUGUAAGACAGAGCAGAUCACCAAGAACAUACAGGAGCUUCUGAGAGCUGCCCAGGAGACCAAACAUGAAAGCUUCCUGCCUUGUUCAGAAAAGAUCUGCAUGGCCGUGACCGAGAUGGCCGCCCUGUUUCCCAAGAGGCCAUCCUCGGAGACUGUGCGAGGGUCUCUGUGUCUGCUCACUUCAAGUGCCAGUCGGCUCCAUGGAGAGUGCCAGAAGGCCGUAGAGCACAACCCCUUCCCGUCGGACAUCCAGCUGGUCACUCAGCAGGUCAUCCAGUGCGCCUAUGACAUUGCCAAAGCUGCCAAGCAACUUGUCACUGUGACAACCAAAGAAAACAACAACUAACUAAAACCCAAAGACAUUCCUGGUGCACCCAAAAUAGUUAAUCAAUGAUGUUGCUAAUCAAUGAUGUUGUAUUUAUCAGUGUAAGCAUUCAUACAUUCCUUUAAAAAUGAGAUGUAUCAUGCAAAAUUACAGAUCAAUCAAAACAUUAAUUUUGUUGUUUUUGUAUCACGGUUAUAAAGAGUAAACAAACCUCUUUAAAACUGUAGGACAGAAUCUGUUACUAUCCCUUACCUCACAAAGAGAUAACCGUUUAAUCCACACAAAAUCCAAAAGUGCAAUGUUGUGUGUAUAUAAAACGAUUAGAAUAAGAAGCAGUUGAGCCUUCCACGUAGUUUUCCACGUAGAGUUAACCUUAACCUACACCAGUGUUGUCAGUUUAUUUGCUUGAGCCAUUUUAAAUGACUACAGGAUGCAAUGACGGUAUUUUAAUCUUGAACCAUUGUGAUGCCACUUGCUUAGAGUUCAAAUGUUUGUUUAGUAAGCAAACCUGUGAUUAUAAAAGUAGCUUCAGUGCAUUGAGCACUAUGUAAGGCCAGCAGUACCAACAGUGUGCAAACCAUUCCAUCCAGCAGUUUCAGCAGGUGAUUCCAGUAAACUGUUCAGUUAGGUAUCAGUCGUUUUUGGAGUUAUAAUGUUACAGCCAUGCAUGCGUGUGCGUGUGCGUGUGUGUGUGUGCGUGCGUGUGUGUGGGUGUGUGUACACAGUUGUCACAGAGAUGGCCUCAAUGGCCCGUGUGAAAUCCAUUUUGAAUCAAUUUUAAUAGCAUUAUGCAAAUAUAUAAGAUGUGUGUAUCCAUUUAAUUCUUUAUCAAAAUUAACCCAAAUGCUAUUCUAUUUAUAAACUUUAUGUCAUACCUCUAAGAAAAUAUCAAUGUUUAUUUUCAUAAGCUUUUGUUUAACACGAUUCUCCUCACAGACUAACUUUUGUUCUGAGGUUUGGGACAUCUCAGCUGGCAGUAACAUGUGGGCACCUUGGGAUCUCUGUUUAUUUGGUGUGAUGCUGUAACUCCAGUGUGUUAGAUGCUACUUGUGGUCACAUACGUACAGCCAUGGCUUACAGUCACUGGUAAAGUAGAAAUGUGCCCUCAAAGUUUGGGUACCUGUUGUAGAACUUGGGUCUAAUGUGUCACUUGUUGUUGUGAGAUCAGUUUCAACCAGGGGUGGAAAGAGAACAAGAAUACCCUGCACAAGUGGAGUACAGUUAAUUCUAUUAUUAUAUUAUUCAAGUAGAAGUAAGAAAACCUUCUCAGAAGGUUGAUAAGAAGGGAAAGCGGUUCAAAUGAAAAGUCGGCAAAGGACGUCCUAAAUAAGUAUUAAAAAUAUUCAGUACAUAUUAUUACACCAUUGUCUUCUGUUUAUUUCAAGUCCACUGCACAGUAGAACAUUUUAUUUUAUUUCAAAUCAUUUUUUUAUUUUUUUUAUUGUGUUAAGAUCUUUUUUGUUUUAUCUUAUUGUAGGGGUGCCCUGAAGAGCAAUCUUGUCUCGUGAUUAGCCACCAAUUACUUUUAAGUAUCCUUUUUGCACUGAUCUUAAUGCAAAGCUAUUGAACAUGUUAGUAGAGCCUAACUCGUCUUGUCCAUUAUUCUUCAACAUCUAUCUAAAGUUUGCUAACAUUAGCCACCAUAAACUAGUAGUGGUCAUGCCAGACCAGUCUAUGUACCAGACCAAGUAAUAAUGAUUUGGCCAAACCUCUGACUGUAAUGAAUUGAGCAAAAUGAAAGUAAAAUUACAGAUUUUAAAAUUCUAAUAAAACGGCGUGUUUUCAGUUACUUUCCACCCCUGGUUUUAUCCCUGACAUUUAAUCCCAUGUAACUUAUAGCCUGCUACUACCUCUGUGGUUGAAAACAAUCCCUGCCCUAGGUUUAAUAAAGUAUAAUUCAUACCUCAACUA